AUGCCCCCUCGCGCCCCCAUCAGAUGCCCCCCGAGAACCCUCCUGGCCCCCAGCUCCACCCCGUUCCGCCCCAACCCCCCUCCCGGCAUCGCGUACCGCCUGAGGAGGCCCUUCGCGUCUACAACGCCCGCCACGCCCUCAUCGUCUUCGGACCUGCGACCUGCAACCUCUCCAGAUGAUCCUCCAGUGCCCCAAGUGACUGUGAAUGGGGCAGAAUUUGCUGCUACCGAGCUAGAGGACAUCAAAGGGCUGCUGGACAAAGAGCUCGGCGGUGAUCCUAUAUGGGCCGAAAGGGUGCAGAGUGCGUUGGAUGACUUGUCUUUACAGAGAAGAGGCAGACUGGCAGUAAUCGGGGAUCAAGCUGCUUCGCCAAGAGAGGUCGUGUCUGCCCUUCUGCAGGACCCAUUAGUCGAUGACGCAGCUACGCGUCGAGCCAUAGUCGACAGACAUCAAGACGCCAAUAUCGAAAUAUUUAAUCUCAGCCUUGGAGCGAGACUGCAUCGAGAGCCAGAGUCUUUGGCGGUGUCUUCUUCUUGGCUACAGAACUCGGCGUAUGACAUACUCGAGAUAGACGUGAAUAGACUAGAUCCAGAGUCUGCCAUCUCUUCAGUACUCUCAGCGGACGCUGUGGUCGUCUCGAUUGAUCCCAUUCGCCUCACAUCGGUCCCCGAAAUACAGCGUCUUUUGCCCUUUCUUCUCAAUCACGAGCUGGUGGAGUUUGUGGUCAAUGGACCCCUACCGUCAUCCGUAACCCAAGCAUCCGUCGUCACCCAGUUGACUAAGCAGCUGGGGGAUGUCGCCGACAAGGCUCUGAACGCCCUCGAGUUCCUGGCCAAAGGCUUAGAGCUCACAAGUGCCACCCCUGCAAUGAAAACAACGGCUUUUGAGUCGUUCCAAAAAGACUACCUCCAGUCGCAUAUUGGUCCACUCCAGCACGCCUUGCAUCAAACUCUUCGUGCCAUCCCCAAACCCCAACUGUGUACAGCCCAAAGACUUGCCAAAUUUGCUCUAUCCCACAUUGAGGACGCCAUUCUUCAAGAGCGUGACGUCGUACGUCAAGCUGUCUUGACGGUGUCUGAAUUGCGCCGUACCGCCGAAAACUAUGCCAUUAGAGCCAGGCAUCUGAGCGUGACUACAAAAGGCGUCGAUGGAGCAGUCGUCGAAGGAGAAGUCAAAUACGAGAUGGAGAGAAUAAAGUCACGAAUCGAAAGUAGCUUUCAGGACGAUUUGAGCUGGUUAGGUCUUCUCGGUAGACUGAAAGUCGACGACGUCGCCCUCGAGCUAGGCGGGUUUGUUGGCUCUCGCCUCGCCCUGGAUCUGGAGAGACAGAUCGUUUUUGAGACGGGCCAGCUCUCCCAGCUUCAGCAAUCCCUGUCCUCCUCUUCUGACGAGAUUCUCCGACAACUCGCUCAUCCUAGUCGCCAAAGGCAUAUCUCCGCAGCUACCAGAGGCAACCCUCUUUCCUCUCCCCUUCUGGCAAAUCAUCUUUCUACACUUUCGCUAUCUAUCCCUACCUUGACUCCAGCCCAUCUACUUUCUCCUAUUCUCACCCGACGCAACCAGCUUAUCUCGCAAUCCAUUCCCCGCCUCCAGAUCUCCGCCCAGCGAUCGCUGCUGACGACCUAUUCAACAACGAUCCUAGGUGUGACUGGUAGCUGGAUUGGGUCCGUCGCGCCCCUAGAGCUAUUUUCGACCAGUACAGCGGGAGGAUUGGGUGUCUUGAGCGUGGUCGCUUCGCUGGCAUUGGGCCAGACGCUGUGGGCCAGGGCUCAAAAGAGGUUCUGGAAGGACUGGGAUAGAAUCACGGGAAUGCUAAAAGGAGAUCUGGAGACGAGAUUGGAUACCACACUCAAAACACAUAUACUUGCCAAGCCCUUGGCGACUGCUGAGGGACUGGAGAGACUCAUUACCAAAAGGCAAGAUAGAUUAGAUGAUCUGCAAGCGAGAGCGACCGAGCUUCGAAGCCGGCAGCCGUGA
Messenger RNA from Cryptococcus wingfieldii CBS 7118, 1977 nucleotides. RefSeq lists its product as hypothetical. The coding region runs from base 1 to 1977 and encodes 658 amino acids. NCBI's taxonomy places the organism in Eukaryota, Fungi, Basidiomycota, Tremellomycetes, Tremellales, Cryptococcaceae. The transcript has 6 exons. The record is from RefSeq and is a predicted model, not a curated record.